This is a messenger RNA of Symbiodinium sp. CCMP2456, 1674 nucleotides long. NCBI's taxonomy places the organism in Eukaryota, Dinophyceae, Suessiales, Symbiodiniaceae. The record is from the annotation of a GenBank genome assembly.
AUGGUGGCCAGUCCCAGAGCCGAGGUGAAGCAAGAUCAGUGGGCAGCUGCCCUCGAAGAGCUUCUCGAGGAAGUCCGCCUAUCAAUCUUGAAGGACUCAGCGACUGAUCUUCUUGAUGGUGACCCUCGCCUGCAGACCAUCUUCGAGCGGGUGUCAGAGAAGCUGACGGAGGCGCCUGGCGAGGGUGGCAAGGAGCUCUCGGAUGCCAAGUCUGCACAAAGGCUGUGGACGAGGCAGCAAAUCACGACAUUUGCAGCUGCCGCUGUCUUGAGUCAACGCGACACUUUCGACAGGGAAAGGCUUUGUGAUGGCUCGUAUGCUCGCGAUGAUCGUCUCCAGGCCCCCGCCGAGCAGCUGAAGGGCAGGAUCAAUGCUUUGGAGGAGGAGAAUCGCCGGCUCGAAAGCUGCAUUUCGAAGAUCAGAAGCUCGCAGCGCAGUGCGGAAGGCCUUGCCAUGUCUUUGUCUCCAAACUCUGUGGCGGAUUCCUCGCAACGAGGGAGUGCGACUGCCGCAGAGCCACGGUCAGAGGCUGCUGCUUCAAGCCAGGACGUUGAGCCUGCACCGGCGACUUUGCCAUCACCGCUCCCAAAACAGGUUGCGAUUGACAAAAAUGUGGCCCUGCACGAGACAGGAGCCGCAAGGCACUUGGCGACACCGCCUGGCCAAAAAGCCUCAAGCCCCACCCAGGCUCCUGUUGCAGAUGCUUCGUCCUUGAAUGCUAGCACGGUGAGCUGUGACGCGACGAUGACCUCUGAUCGAUAUGCAGCCAGCACGGCGCAAGCAACGCCAGUUCUGAACCGGGCAGCAGCCCAGGCCGAAGCAAAGGCUGCUUUCUUGGAAGCUGCAGCCAAGCGGGGGAGUGGCUUCGCGGAGGUGUACAACGAGCUGCUGAGUUGUGCUUUGCAGGUCUGGGAGGCUCGGGCAACAGCUGCCUCUUUGGAAAAGGAGCGCAACAAGGCGUCAACGGAAGCACGCGAACUUCGAGCUUGCAAUGCUCGUUUGGAGGAGGCUGUCUCCACUUUGCAGGACCGCAACAAGGAGCUGUACUGGCAGAAAGAGUUUCAACGGUCUGCCUUUCGACGUCCACGUGAUGUGAGCCCUGCUGCCAGCGGUGCCCCAGGCCGACAAGUCUGGGCAGCGCCUUUGAGUCCACCGCCGCGCUUUCGGAGCCCUUGUUCGACGGCUCCAGGCAAUGUGCCCGGAAGGUGGUCUUUGGUGCCGUCGUCAUCCUCCUCAGAUCUGUUUCCUUCCGCGCGUGAAUCUGCUAUGCAGAAGUCACCCAGGAUCCAAGCAUCGCCCGGCCAAGUCUAUGCAGCUCCUGUGGCAUCUUGCCCGAUGCAACCGGGGCUGGACCCUGCGCGGCUUCCUCCACAGGAUCAACAGACGCAGGCGUUUCAACAGGGCUGGCGCUUAUUUCACCAACUAGGCAAAGAUGCAGAGGCUAGCUCCUUGGAUGCUUCUGCCAGGCAACGGGCAUCUGCACUAAUGCUGCAAACGAAGAAGGGGAUGCCGACCGAGUUUCGCGAGAAUCCCGCCGUUUGCGCAGUGUGGCGAGAGGCUUUGUUGGCAGGUGCCAACUCGGAGUUGCUCUCUGCUCAGUCUUUCAGCAGCAUCGCCACUGAUUUGCAGGUCACGGAGACUGGUGACUUGAGCUUGUGCAGCAGUGGAAGCUGA